Rubroshorea leprosula is the source of this 1718-nucleotide messenger RNA. The record is from the annotation of a GenBank genome assembly. Lineage: Eukaryota; Viridiplantae; Streptophyta; Magnoliopsida; Malvales; Dipterocarpaceae.
CUACAAAACCUGACUAAAACUCAUUUUUUGUUCUAUUAUUAAAAGAAUCGUUUCAUUUUCACCUCCAAAAAGAUGAUAUUUUCUCAGUUUCUCGCCUAUUCUGUCUGUGCACUUCCUUUCUUGGUGUGGGUUUGUUGAUCUACUAUGAUUUCGUUGUUGAAUCUCUCUAGACUCCUAAUCUCCUUUGCCCAUUACAGCAAAUUCUCUUUUUCUGUCAAUCCAAUGUCAAAGUCUGCAUUUUUCUCUUAUGGGUUUCUUUAAUUCCUGCAUUCUUAUCUGUUUUCUACCCAUUUCGUCUCCAUUAACUUCCAUCCUUGUGGGAUUCAACCUUUGAGCUGCACCUGUUUGUUAAUUUUCUGAUCCAGUGAUCUUUGGUUCUGUUUUGUUGUGUAUAAAAAGGACAAUUCCCAUCUCUGUCUGUCAUCACCAAAUCUACCAUUUAUUUCUCCAAUUUCAAACAAAAAAGAGAGAAAUUUUGCUCUGAAAUUGUACUUUUCAUUUGGUUCUGAUCCAAAAGGUGCAUUAUAGGUGCUGAUUUUGUCUCUACUAUAUAUGAAAUUUAUGGGGUGUUGGAUUUAUUGAAGCAAAAUUCUUGGUGAUGUCUGAGAAUAGUACAGAGCUAGUUGAUUGUUGCUUUUCAUCAACCCCUUCCUCGGUUGCUUUAGCUGAGCUGAAUCUGUACAAAGCUUUUGUCUUCUUUGUCCCAAUUUUCUUCACUUUCAUUCUUCUCUUCUUGUUCUACAUGUUCUAUCUUCACCGCCAGGAGUUUGACUGGUCCUCUCUUCUAGCGAGAACAUCUCUGCUGAACAACAAUGAGCUUUCCAGAGCUGAAAUGGGACUGAAGAAAGAAGUGAGAGAGAUGCUUCCCAUUAUCAUAUAUAAAGAGAGCUUCUCCAUCAGAGAUACACAAUGCUCAGUAUGCCUUGGGGACUACCAAGCAGAGGAUAGGCUUCAGCAGAUACCUGCAUGUGGCCAUACGUUUCACAUGGAAUGCAUUGAUCACUGGCUUGCUAACCACAGCACAUGCCCACUCUGCCGCCUUUCUGUUCUUGCUUCUCCUAAGGCCUCAAAUGAAUUGCCUGACAUAAAUGGAGAAAAUAGUCAGGGUCCUUGCAACCCCGAAUCAUCUAUCCAAACAAGGUCCCCAACAGAAGCUGUACAGCCUUCUGAGCGAAUGAGUGAAGAUGUAGGAAUUCUUCAAAGCAAUGGUGAAGAAGAUGGAAGAAGCUCUCGUUGUGUUAAUCUGGAUAGAGAGAUCAUGGAUACCGUAAUGGGAGAGCAUGUCAGUGAUGAAGGAAUAUCUGAAUCUGGUCCAGAGCCUUCCAACCAACAGAAUGGUGAAAAUCAUCUGUUAAACUGCUGUCACUGACUUGCCACAAACACAAGCAGUAAAACAAAUGGAGCCAAUAAUUGGAGAUGUAAAAAGUCCCCCAAAUGGUCAAGAAGAGGGGGGAUGCUUUCUACUCGAUGAUCAAGGGAGAGAAUUUAGGGAUACAAGGAAUGAAACCAGAGAGCAUGAGGAUUAAAAGAGACGUAGUGAUUUUUUAUUAACAUAGUUUAUUGGACAAUUUUUUCCUUGCAACUGCUCAAUGAACAAAUGCCUUAGUUUAUUAUGAAGAUGCCAUUGGCUCAGUUUAAUAUUUAGAUACCAUUGGUGGUUUGAUUAUUGAUUCUGUUUAUCAAUAGUUAGUUACAACUUAUAAAUAUCUUUCUCAUUC